Messenger RNA from Drosophila obscura, 2837 nucleotides. RefSeq lists its product as uncharacterized. Gene Ontology annotation, biological process: proteolysis. The coding region runs from base 924 to 2828 and encodes 634 amino acids. Lineage: Eukaryota; Metazoa; Arthropoda; Insecta; Diptera; Drosophilidae. The record is from RefSeq and is a predicted model, not a curated record. The transcript has 2 exons. Gene Ontology annotation, molecular function: aspartic-type endopeptidase activity; zinc ion binding; nucleic acid binding.
AAGAUUUUUUUUCUGCUUAUGAGAAGUUGCACGGGUUAUAAAAUUUCUAUUUCGCGGUUAAUAUCGCAAAAUACGGCCAACAUUUUUUAUUUUUUAUCUGACCAAAACGCUAGGUUAAAGAUAAAACAAUCUCAGAGUGUGAAAGUGCCUACUGAUUUCCAAUGUUGAUACUUCAUCGCCAUUAUCCUGAUAAAAAAAGGAGAAAGCUACAUGGUUAUGUUUACAAAAUGUAAAAUCUAUGGGCAAAAAUGAUACUCCAAAAUUCAAUUAAAAACGAGGAGCAACGUUUUAAGUCACUUCUGUUGGCGCGACUCUACUAUUAUACCCGUACUCAGUCAGUAUAUACAUGUAACAGGGAGUGAGCAAGUCGGCCCACUGAAGGAGCAUUGGUUAACAGCAGUGACAGCAGAGCAGCAGCGGUAACAGUAGAUGAACAGCAGUAAAAGCAGUAACAGCAGCAAAAGAGAACGAGAAACAACAGCAGAGAGGAAGAUCAGCAGAAGGAGUAGAAAGAAGACAACCGAAGCAGACGGACGUAGCGUUGAACAGCAGCAGCAGAAAUCAGCCGAUAUCAGACAGUUACCGAAGCCCAACUUUUCUUACUAUUACCUGUGCACCGCAAUAUAAUAUCAAUAAAACUAUACCUAAAUAACAACUUACAUUUGGGGGCUCAACCGGUCGCGUAUUGCCAGCGAAAAGUGAAAAUUUGUAUACCGUAUGUCUCACAAGAAGAUAAAGCGAGACAGAAGAUAAGCUUUGCGCCGCAAGUCUCAGAAGCCGCCAGCAGAAGAAGCGAGACAGCUAGACAGCGAGUGAGUGAAAAGCAGAAUUGUGAAAAAAACGUUGUUCCAAGCAGGCAGCCCGAAAAAGUAUUGCGCAGUAGAAUUAUAACGCAAAAUAAAAGCGCACCAACAGCCAAGAAUAUGCAGCAAGACGAAGGCCCAAGUGGAUCAGGGGCAUGCGGGAACUACCGCCAAAACACAGACAAUGAAACGAGGAGUGCAGCAGUCAUAGAAGAAAACACACAGACGCUACAACAGCUGGUACAACUUCUUUCAAUGAAAAUUAGUGCUGAUGAAAUUGACAAGAAAAAUGAUGCAAGGCUGGUAGUGGAAAAUUUUGCCAAAAUUAUUCCCGAAUUCAGUGGAGAAAAUAUGUCGGUACAGCAGUGGUUCAACAACUUCGAACUAAACGCAGAGGCAUAUGGACUUAACGACAAGCAAAAAUACGUACAAGCUCGAGCAAAAAUGACAUGUACGGCCGCUCUUUUCCUCGAGUCCAUAGCAGUGUAUGAGUACGGCCAGUUACGUCAGGAACUUAUACAGGAGUUUAAGAGUGAUCGUUUAUGCAGUGCCGAAAUUCACAAUCAGUUGUCGGUACGAGUGAAAACUAACAAUGAAAGUUUUCACGAAUAUAUACUGCAGAUGAAACGCAUUGCUUCGCAUGGGACAACAGACCCGGAAUCGGUAAUUCGAUACAUUGUCGACGGAUUGAAGUUAAAAACGGAUUACAAGUACACCUUGUAUGGAUGCACUUCAUACAAGCAGCUGAAAGAGAAGUACGAAAUAUACGAAAGAACGCUGUCGGCCGAUGAGGGUUUGAUGCUGAAGAAGAAAGACGCACAGCCGUUCGAAAAGAGGCAAAAUCACAACAACUAUAUGAGAAAACAGCACUGCUAUAAUUGUGGAUCCCAGGACCAUCUACGCAGGGAUUGCCGAGCUGCAUUGAAGUGUUUCCGAUGCAAUCAGACUGGACACAUGUCGAAAGUCUGCCCGAGUGCGGCUGCCGUAAACGUGGUAUACGAGGAAAAACGCCUGAAGUCUCUCAAAAUCAACAAUGUGCAAGUAAAGGGGCUCAUAGACACCGGGGCAGAUGUUUCCAUUUUAAAAAUGUCUGUGUUCGGGAAAAUGAGUGGCGUAAUUCUGCAACCAAGCUCGUCAACUUUAAGAAGACUGGGAAACAACAUCACACGCUCCGCUGGGCAGUUCAUGGCAGAAGUAGAGAUCGACGGAAUGUGUCUGGCACACAAGUUCCUUGUUGUGGCCGAUAAUGCCGUCGGAUGCGAAUUGCUGCUGGGACACGACUUCAUAUCCAGAUUCACAAUGAUGUCAACGCCGGGAGGUUAUCAGUUUUCUCCCCUGUCAGGGGAGGAAACUGUGGACACCAAACAGAUAAGUAUUUACAAUGUGGUUGAAGCAAAAACUGAUAUAGACGUCCCUUCGCAGUACAGAGAUGCCGUCCAAUCGAUGAUUCAGGAGUUUAACGAAAAGAAGCAGACUGCCGUGUGCCCGAUCAUGCUGAAGAUCGUGCCGGAUGAGAACAUAGCACCGUUUCGACAUGCGCCAAGUCGAGUGGCCAUUAGCGAAGCCGAUGUCGUUAAGCAGCAGGUCGAUGAAUGGGCCAACGAGCCAAUACGACGCUCAUCAUCGAAUUUUGCCAGUCGGACAGUAAUCGUCAAGAAAAAAGAUGGGAGCAACCGGGUCUGCGUGGACUAUCGUCAGUUGAAUAAGAUGGUCUUGAAAGAUUGUUUCCCCGUUCCAAUCGUUGAAGAUGUGCUAGAGAAACUGGAAAAUGCGAAAAUGUUCACCAUCAUGGACCUGGAAAAUGGAUUCUUUCACGUUCCUGUGGAAGAAGGCAGCAAGAAGUAUACGGCGUUCAUAACGAAGCAAGGCCUCUAUGAGUUCAACCGCGCGCCUUUCGGUUUUUGCAAUUCGCCAGCAGUUUUCAUCCGUUUUAUUGGCUAUGUAUUUCAAAACCUCAUAAAUGAAAACAUUCUAGACUUGUACACGGACGAUAUCGUUAUACACGCCGAAACCGCAGACGAAUGACUGGGAAAG